Messenger RNA from Anastrepha ludens (Mexican fruit fly), 1984 nucleotides. Its product is annotated as UDP-glucosyltransferase 2-like. The record is from RefSeq and is a predicted model, not a curated record. Lineage: Eukaryota; Metazoa; Arthropoda; Insecta; Diptera; Tephritidae. The transcript is spliced from 5 exons. Bases 161 to 1744 code for a protein of 527 amino acids. Gene Ontology annotation, molecular function: UDP-glycosyltransferase activity.
UGAUUUGGACAGUCGCAGCUGCAACCUGCAAUCAAACGGACGCUUCAAAUUAAAUUCGUUGGAAUUGUGCUAAUCGUUUGAAAAAGGCGAACAGGCCAAGAGACUAAGCGAUCGCUACGAAAUACAUUACAAGAAGCGUACAACAACUAUUACAUAAGAGAUGCAUCUACGAUGGCUACUUCUCUGUGUUGCGGCAGUUCUAAUGCCCAUUUCCUCUGCGGCCUUCAAUAUCUUAUUUAUGGGUCCCUUUCCAGCGCCUAGCCAUUGGAUGUGGUUGGAGCACUUUUUGCGUGAUCUACUGCAACGUGGCCACCAUGUAACUGCAGUGACAAACCAUCUCGCCAAAUAUCCGCAUGAAAACCUCACCGAGAUUAUUAUCGAGCCGCAAUUCAAUAUUCCACAUUAUUUUCCCAAAGAGAAUAUUUUCAAAAUGCGUUUCGCGAGCGAUUUUCAAAACCUGCAAAUGUGGUGGCACGUCGGUUUGCUCACCACCGAACACGCGUUCAAUGACCCGAAAGUCAAGUCCCUCAUAGCCAGCAGGGAUCUAGAAUUCGAUCUCAUCGUCAUGGAGCAGUUCUUCCACGAAAGUUUCCUCAUGUUUGCGCACAAAUUCAAGUGCCCCGUCGUUACACUGGGCACAAUGGGCUAUGCGGACAAUAUGGACCAUGCGAUGGGGCUACUUACACCCUGGGCUAUCAUACCGCACCUUUUGCUCUCACACACGGAUCAAAUGACGUUCUCGCAGCGUGCUUACAAUACGUAUUUAUCCUUGUACGACACUGUCAUGCGGCGUCUUUAUUAUAUGCCCAAAAUGCAAGAGAUGGCUGAGAAGCAUUUUACAGGAUUCAUCGAAGGCCCCUUACCAAAUGUGCGCGAUCUGGAGAGGAAUAUUUCAAUGAUGCUGAUCAAUAGUCAUCGCAGUCUGGAUGUGCCACGUCCGAGUAUGCCCGGACUUGUCAACGUUGGUGGCGUGCACAUAAAAACUCCCAAAGCACUGCCAAACGAUUUGCAGCACUUCUUGGACAACUCCACCCAUGGUGUGGUCUAUUUCAGCCUCGGUUCGUAUAUGAAAAGCAUCGACAUGCCCCAAGAGAAAAUUGCGCUCAUUCUCAGCGCAUUCAGCCAACUCAAACAAGAUGUGCUUUGGAAGUUCGAGAACUCAUCGAUUGGCCACUUGCCGCCCAAUGUGAAAAUCCAAAGUUGGUUGCCCCAAAACGACAUACUCGCGCAUCGCAACGUGAAGGUGUUCAUUACGCACGGUGGCAUCUUUGGCACUCAGGAGGGCAUACACUGGGGUGUGCCAAUGUUGUGUAUACCCCUGUAUGGCGAUCAGCAUCGCAAUACUAUAAAAUCUGUGCGCGCUGGCUAUGCGCGCGCUUUGAAUUUCGGUCAAAUGUCCAGUGAAGAUUUGGUGCAGAACAUACAGCUGCUUAUAACGGACUCCAGCUACAAGCAAAAGGCUCUGGAAGUUUCGCGCAAAUUCAGAGAUAAUCCCAUGCAUCCCUUGGAUGAAGCCUCGUUUUGGAUGGAAUACGUGGCCCGUCAUAAAGGUGCACCGCAUUUGAAGUCGUACGGCGCUUAUAUGCCGCUAUACCAAUAUUUGUUGUUGGAUGUGUUAGGUUGUGCGCUCUUGUUGGCGGUUGCGGUUAUUUGGCUGCCGUUGAAGGUAUUGAAAGUUUUGCGCAGCCUUUUGCAACGAAAAGACGAGAGUGAAGCUGGCGCGUUGAGGAAAAAGCGCCAAUAAAACUGUGAUUGAUUUUUUCUACGGAAAUAAUUUUAAGUCUAAGAUAGUUUAUGUUUGUAGAAUAGUAAAUUAUUUAUAAGUAUUUCUUUUUUCUGCAAUAAGAGAAUUAUUGGCAAAUUUUAAUUUCUGAUAACCAAAAAGCUUUACUGUUCAGUUUGUGGUCAGAUUACCCUUUUGUGGGAUCGAUAUAACAAAAAGAACCGAAUUUGUUUAACAAAAAUGUAUUUUUUUAAAUAAAGA